Macroventuria anomochaeta is the source of this 16203-nucleotide messenger RNA. RefSeq names its product nonribosomal peptide synthetase-like protein 2. Bases 1 to 16203 code for a protein of 5400 amino acids. Gene Ontology annotation, biological process: secondary metabolite biosynthetic process; amino acid activation for nonribosomal peptide biosynthetic process. The record is from RefSeq and is a predicted model, not a curated record. Lineage: Eukaryota; Fungi; Ascomycota; Dothideomycetes; Pleosporales; Didymellaceae. The transcript has 3 exons. Gene Ontology annotation, cellular component: cytoplasm. Gene Ontology annotation, molecular function: catalytic activity; phosphopantetheine binding.
AUGGUCCAACACCACGAACGAGGACAAAGUCUGUCUAUACUGAACAAGACUCCAACAGCUAUUGAGGGUCCAACAUUACUACACGAACUAGUGCCUCAUUCUUCGGAUUCAUCCGCCAUUGAAUUCCUGGAACAUGGCAAGAGACGGAAGUUUUCCUACCAAAGAUUGCACGCACUGAGCGACAUCUUGGCAAGACGGAUUAUCGAUUUGACGGCGACGCUGGAAAAUGCUUCUAUCGUUAUCCCAAUCCUGCUGCCACAAUGUCCGGAGCUAUACAUUGUACUGUUGGCAAUCUUGAAGGCAGGCAAAGCUUUCUGUCCCCUGAACCUUGAUGUCCCGGAUGAGAGGUUGAGAUUCAUACUCUCAGAUGUCUCUGCAGACCUAUUCAUAACGAACACUGGGUUUUCAGACCGAAUGCGCUCGGUGCACGAGGUGCAAACAAUAUGCGUGGAUCACGAGCUGCUGAAAGCCAAUCAGAACGACACCACAGCUUUACCACAUGUCGCCAGCACCGACCUGGCAUACGUUUUGUACACCAGUGGAUCUACUGGAUUGCCUAAGGCUGUGAGCGUAUCUCACCGUGCUGUCACUCAAAGUCUCUUGGCUCAUGACGGUCAUAUUCCAGACUUUGCACGCUUUCUUCAGUUCGCCGCUCCUACAUUCGACGUUUCCAUAUUCGAGAUCUUCUUCCCUUGGUUCAGGGGGCGGACCUUGGUUGGCUGUCCCCGUACGCAGAUGCUCGAAGAUCUUCCGGGCGCGAUCAAAACACUGGAAGCGGACGCGGCCGAGCUUACACCUACGGUUGUUGGGAAUCUUCUGCAGGGCCGAACAAGCGUGCCUGGGUUGAAAUUGCUACUCACUAUCGGCGAGAUGCUUACCCAGCAUGUUGUGACCGAAUUUGGCGACAGUGGUACUCAAAGGGGAAUUCUUUGGGCUAUGUACGGCCCCACGGAGGCUGCAAUACAUUGCACGUUGCAAGCUCACUUCUGCGCUUCUUCUCCAACCGGCAAUAUCGGAUAUCCUCUGGAGACAGUUUCAACCUUCGUUCUCGCUCUGUCUGAGGGUGCAGUCGGGACGGCCGGUGUUAAAAUCUUACCGUGGGGCGAAGAAGGUGAACUCGCCCUUGGAGGGUACCAAAUCGCUGAGGAGUACCUCAACAGGCCAGAACUUACUGCUGUAGCCUUCGUCGACCACCCCCAGUAUGGCCGAUUAUACCGCACUGGAGACCGUGCAAGGUUCUGCGAUGAUGGUACAAUCGAAUGCCUCGGUCGUAUCGUCGCCGGUCAAGUAAAGCUUCGAGGGCAGCGAGUUGAGCUUGGCGAGAUAGAACAGAUCAUCAUGAAGGUCGAAGGAUGUCGUGUGGCGGUUGCAACAAUCAUCAACGAUACCUUAGUGGCGUUUUGCGCGACUGGUACGUGCACAGUGUCACGCGCAGAGGUGCUCCGAGUCUGCAAGCAAUGGUUACCGGCCUUUAUGAUACCCUCGGACGUACUGCUAGUACCGAGCAUGCCUCAACUUCCGUCUGGGAAGAUUGACAAACAAUCACUGGAAACAGCGUAUUCGAAAUCUCUUCAGCAUCACGGCAGCACCGACUUACCACCCGACGAUCAUGCCGCACUUACUAUUCUACGUCUGACUCAGGACUGCUUAGGACAAAAGCUUUCGUUGGAUUCCAAUCUUGCUGCAGCUGGGCUAGACUCAUUACGAGCGAUUCGCGUUGCAUCAAGGCUACGAGCGGAAGGCUACGGCCUCAGUGCGGUGGACAUCCUGUCUUUGCAAUCUCUGUACGACCUCAUCACAACCUGCAAAAGCACUCCUCUGCUUAACGGACAUUCGCACUCACUAAGCUGGUUAUCAGUCCAAGACAUUGACGCUACAAUUCCUGAAUUAGCGUCCGUUCAGGCGGAUAUCGACUGCGUCUCGCCUUGCACACCCUUGCAAGAGGCAAUGCUCACCGAGACAUUGUUCAGGUCAAGCGCAUAUUGCAACUGGGUCGAGCUGGAGCUCACUGUGACGCGGACGUACGACGAAAUCGUCACAGCGAUAUCGCAUCUGGUUAGAGAGAACGGCAUCCUGCGAUCAGGCUUUUGCUCUUCUACAACUGGUACAGGAAGCUUUGUACAAGUUACUUGGAAAAAAUUACACCAAUCACAAGUGGAACAGGCAUCCAACUUGCAGAGGUCCUAUACACUUGACACCGCAGGGGCGUUGUUGCGGCCAUUCAAGGUUCAGAUACAGGAGGACUUAGAUCGACAACGAAUACUGGUGCAAAUACACCACACACUGUAUGACGGUUGGUCCUUUGAUCUACUAUUGACCGAUUUUGACAAGCUUCUGCGUGGGUUGGGACCAACGGCACGACCUCAAUUCCAAGAUGUCAGCCAUUAUUACAUUGAGCGACAGCAGACAACGGUAGCAGAAGACGAUAAGAGGUACUGGACGAACUUACUCCACGACUAUGUACCUACGACUCUAGUCAACUACAACGGUGAGAUAAAGACUGGGACAAGUCUUCGGUCACAUCGGGGGCGCUCGUCAGUUAGUCUUCAACGUUUGGCUGAGCGUGCUAGCGAUCUUGCUAUCAACCCUCAGGUCUUCUUUCAAGCAGCUACUGGAUACAUCCUUGGACUUUACACUGGGUCACCAGACGUGGUGUUCGGCAACGUCACGUCUGGUAGAACGGUUCCUGUCACUGGCAUCGAGGAUGUUGUUGGUCCAUGCAUAGCCUCACUGCCAUGCCGUCUGAAUUUUGGAGCCUUCUCCAGAGUGCGUGAGGCCCUAGAGAAGACUCAGAGCUUGAACCGUGAGGGGUUGCGCCAUUGUGCAUUGCCAUUACGAGAUAUAGCAAGAGCGGCGAACGUCCAACCUGGCACACGGUUAUUCGACGUGCUUUUUGUCUGGCAGCAAUCAUCAAGUUCUGACAACAGCUCCUCCUUAGCUGCAAAGAUCGUCGACAGCGCUGACGAUCUAGAGUUCAAGCUCACGCUCGAAUUCGAACCAUGUGAUGGCUUCAUCUCCUUCCGCACUACUUUCGACCCAUGCAGCAUCCCAGAACAGCAAGUUACACACCUCUCACGACAGAUCGACGAGGUUGUUGAGAAGUUCCUGGACGACACUAGCUGCACAAUAGCUGAUGUUGGGCGAUGCUUUACCACUUCAAGCCUUUCGAUUGCCAAUUCCGAAUAUCGCCACCAUUGCGACAGCGUCAGCCUCUCGCAUGUAGUGGAGACAUGGGCAAAAUCCUCUCCCGAUAAAGAAGCUGUCAUAUUUGGUCACGUCUCCGAUGGCGUCAUGAAAGUUAAAGACACCAUCACAUACUUGGGCUUGAACCAGCGGGCCAACCAGCUUGCUCGCCUUCUCUCGCAGCAUGGCGUUGGCCAAGAUGACUUGGUGUGUAUCAUGAUGGAGAAGUCCGUAGAUCUGUACGUCGCCAUCCUUGCCGUACUGAAGCUUGGAUCCGGUUACUUACCACUUGUGCCCGACACGCCUGUCGAAAGGGUUGGUACGAUACUCAGGGACGCUCAGGUAGCAGUUUGCAUGAGCGAUUCAUUCAGUCUACAGCCACUUCGCAAAAGUUUCCCUGGCACAAUCAUCGACCUCUGCUCAACAAACCUAUCGAUAUUCUCCAGCCACAAUCUGGAUAUACAUUACAAUGGUUCGCAUAUAGCCUAUGCUGUGUUCACCAGUGGAAGUACAGGUACACCGAAAGGCGUCCUCGUCACGCAGCAGAACUUGAUGAGUAAUCUAGAGUUUCUUUCUGGCAUAUACCCGGCGUCAUCUGAAUCGAGAAUGCUUCAGUCGUGCUCGCAAGCUUUCGAUGUGUCUGUAUUCGAGAUCUUCUAUGCUUGGCACAUAGGCAUGUCUCUUUGUACAGCAAGGAAAGAGGAUCUGUUCCGUGAUUUCGAAGCUUCGAUCAAUAAUCUGGGAGCCACACACCUCAGCCUUACGCCCACUGUGGCAGCCCUUGUCAACCCAGACAAUGUGCCUAAGGUUGAGUUCCUCGUGACCGCAGGAGAAGCUUUGACGGAACACGUUCGGCGACAAUGGGCUGGCCGAGGCUUGUAUCAAGGCUAUGGUCCGUCCGAAACGACCAACAUCUGUACAGUACGACCUUCAGUGACUUCCACGGACUUGAUUAACAACAUCGGUCCACCAUUCGACAACACAUCUGCAUUCGUACUGGAUCCGAACAGCGAUACAAUUCUCCCCCGAGGAGCUGUGGGAGAGCUUUGUUUUGGAGGCGAGCAAGUGUUCCGAGGUUACCUCAAUCGCCCAGAGCUCAAUGCUACAAAGCUUAUCACCAUCGCACCAUAUGGCAGAAUCUACCGAUCUGGAGACAUGGGAAGACUUCUUCCGGACGACUGCAUACUUUCGGCUGGCCGCUCUGAUGAUCAAGUAAAGAUACGUGGUCAGCGAGUCGAGCUCGGAGAGAUCAUAUCAACAAUUUUGGAUGACGACGCUGUCACCGACUGUGUGACUCUCCUUCUCUCAACCGAGAACGGCGUCAAGACUCUGGUAACAUUCUGGGUUCCCAAGAACUACAAAUAUGAGCAUUUCACGACAUUGGACGCUAAGCCCCUCAGGCCUACUGUACUACGGAUCUUCAUAUCCCUCUCAAGACAGCUACCCGUGUACAUGGUUCCAUCUUACCUUGUCCCCAUAAGUAAAAUUCCCAUGACCGCACAAGGCAAGAUCGACAAGCGACUACUGCAAGCAACCUUCAAUAACCUCAGUGACACCGAACUCACACAAUCUUCGCCAACACACGCAACCAAUGGUGAGAUUAAUGGCAAGACUAAUGGUACAUCGACUACUCUAUCGGACUGGGAAAAGAGCGUUGCAGAGAUCCUCGCCCAUAUACUCGAGAUCAAUGUAGAAGGGAUCCGGCGAUCGUCUUCCUUCCUCAACUUGGGUUUGGACUCUGUUUCAGCCAUACGAUUUUGCCACAGCCUCAGACGAUCUGAUCUCGGCGACUUUACGGUCGCCGAAGUGCUCAAGAACCCGACCAUUUCAUACCUGGAUGCCAUACGCGUGGAUCAUACUGCUUCCUUGAAAGCGCAUCAGACACCCCUGAAAGAGCUGCAGAAUGUCUUCACAGAAGAGCAGCAAUCCCAGAUACGUUCAACAUUCAACAAGUCAGGCCUCCAGGUGGAGAAGAUAAAUCCCUGCACCCCGUUACAGGAAGCCAUGCUGGCAAGUAGUACUUCGUCUGAGACUGCCUACAGCAACGUUAUGAUUUUCGAUAUAAAAGGCGAUAGCGCUCGCCUCCAGGCAUGCUGGAAGAUUGCACAGAGCCGUCACGAGAUUUUGCGAACAUCGUUCGUGUCGUCAGACCACUCCAACUUUGCCUUUACGCAGGUUGUUUUGAAAGACGUAGAGCUCCAGUGGGGUCAAUUAGACACACUCCAUGAUGUCCAGUCUCAUAUGGAUACAAUUCUUACGGACCUGCUUGCAUCACACAGACCGCCUCUGCAUCUGGCAGUUCAUAAAGCUGACUCGUCGAUAAAGCUCAUCUUCAGCUGCCAUCAUGCACUCUACGAUGGUGUUGCUAUCGCAAUUCUGCUGGAAGAGAUCCAACAAGCAUAUCUCGACCACACGUUACCGCCCACCAUCUCCUACGACCGAUAUCUGCAGCACAUGAUCUCUCAAGAUUCAGCCGAAGCCGACAAGUUCUGGUCAGUCCGCUUUGCUGACUUCGAGCCCACGUACUUCUCGGAUCUGACUGGCAGAACACAUAAGCACCCUGGCAUUCUGAAGUCAAUACGGCGUGAUCUGCAGCUGCCAUUGGCCAUGGUUCGUGCAGCAUCUCAACGUGCUUCUGUGUCCGUUCUCUCCAUGGUACAAGCUGCCUGGGCGAAGCUCUUGCACUUUUACACGGGUGAGGAUGACCUGUGCUUUGGCAAUGUUGUCAGCGGUCGUACUCUUCUUGAGGAUGGCCUGGAUCGACUUGUAGCGCCAUGCUUCAACACGCUCCCAGUCCGGACCAAUUUUGAUUUCUCGGAGCCGAACAGGGCAUUAGUCCAGUUGUUGCAUAACUUCAACGUAGACUCGUUGGCACAUCAAUUGACAGCUCUUCGGCGCAUCCAGAGUGUUGCUUUGCAAGACGGAGGUCGGCUGUUCGAUACGCUUGUCAUCCUUCAGCAACCGAGUAGACCACUCGAUGACACCAUAUGGACCCUCGAAGAAGACAUGGGCGAGAUGGACCUGCCUGUAGUGUGCGAGGUCCACCAAGUCGACCAGAAUGACGUCCUGAAACUGACUAUUCAUUACAACACCAGCUUGCUGUCUGACCAGGAUGCUCAGAUUGUUGCUCAGACGUUCGAUAGCAGCCUCUGGGCCCUGACUCAGCAUCUCGAUGCCGCUGCCAACGACUCUAUUGGCAUUCCUCAAGCUCUCCAAGCUACAUCCAACAUGAGCUUCGAGCGACUACCCUCGGAUUCUGAUCUGCUACACAAAGCGUUCGAGCAGAAUUCAUUAUCUCCACGGCCUGACGCCAUCGCCCUUGAUUUUCUCCAUGCGGAUGGACAACGCACAACAUGGUCAUACCGGAGAUUGAACUUGACAGCCAAUCACGUCGCAUAUAGGUUGAUGCAUCAGGGAGUUGGAAUCGAGGAUAUUGUUCCUAUUCAUAUUGCGAAGUCUCCGAUAUUCUAUGCCAGCAUCCUGGGAGUCCUCAAGGCCGGCGCCGCCUUCGCACCAGUUCACCCCGAUCUGCCGGAAGCUCGCAAAGAAUUGAUGUUCAAGGACUUGAACCCUAAAGUCAUACUAUGCACAGAGCCUCUAUCGAAUCCUGUUAAACAAGGUUCUGCAGUAGUUCUCAACGUUGCAGAUCUUGAAAAAGGAUGGCUCAAUGCUUGCGAAACACCACACGUCGAAAAUCUCACUGGAUCAAAUCUGGCUUACUGCCUCUACACCAGCGGUUCAACUGGUGUACCCAAAGCGGUCAGUAUGGAGCAUCGAUCUCCCAUACAGACUGUGGAGAGCUCAAGAUCACUGGUGCCAUGGACUCCAUCCUCUAGGUUGUUGCAGUAUGCGGCAGUUACUUUCGACAUGUGCUACUACGACUGUUUCAUGGCUUGGACAUUUGGCUUCACUCUUUGCGCAGCAGAGCAACACAUCAUGUUCGACGACCUGUCACAUGUCAUCAAUUUGCUUGAUGUGACCCUACUGGAUCUUACGCCUUCUGUUGCAGCCUCACUGUCACAAGCUCAAGUACCUAGUGUGCAGUGGCUGUACUGUAUUGGAGAGGCAAUGUCAGCCGAUGUUGCGAAAGGAUGGAACGGCGCUUGUGUCAAUUCCUACGGACCUACUGAGGCUGCAUUCUGCGUAACUAUGUUUCCCGUCUCGGAGGACGUGAAAACAUCGGUCAUCGGUCCACCCUACCCAAGUACGUCUUUUGCAGUAUUCUCGGCUCAUGGCGAACAGCCGUUGCCUAUACUCAGCGUUGGUGAGCUAUAUAUUGGAGGUGCACAAUUAGCUCGAGGCUAUCUUGGUCGUCCUGAGCUCACCAACGAGCGAUUCAUAACUCGAUGCGGUCAAAGGUUCUACAAGAGUGGUGACAUGGUACGCAUGCUUAGCGACGGCAACUUCGAAUUCAUCGGCCGCAUAGAUGAUCAGGUGAAGAUUCGCGGGCUGAGAGUCGAGCUUGGAGAGAUUAACCAGGUGUUGCAAAGCUGCGAUGCGUGUAUCAGAUCUGUCGUUACGCAGAUCAUGAAGAAAAACACUGGAGCUAAGGAGCAGCUAGUUGCCUUUCUCGCUGCUGGCAGCGGAUUGGAAAGGAUCGAAGAGUCGGAUCUUCGAAAGAAAGCCAUGCAGGUUGCGAAGAGCCGAUUGCCCACGUACAUGGUACCCCAGUUCUAUAUCUUCGUUGACAGUAUACCGAAGUCUAUGGCAGGCAAGAUCGACAGGAAGGCGUUGACGCGUAUCUUUGAAGCUGCUACAAUCACGGGUCGAACAUCAAAUGACAUGGACAAUGAUCACAAAUGGACCGAUAUCGAGCUCCAUAUUCGAGAUGUGCUGAGCCGACUAUCAAACACUCCCAUUGAUGAGGUCCUUCCGGAUACAUCAAUCUACCAACUGGGGCUCGACAGUAUCAGUGCAGUCCAGAUCGCUGCAACGCUUCGGAAGCAAGGCUAUGAAGCCAGUGCUUCCGACGUCAUGAGGUAUACCAGUUGUGUUGAUCUUGCAGAACAACUUGCGAAGCAAUCGCAAAUGGCUGGACCACGUAUCGAGCCUUUUGAUUUCGAGGCUUUCGACAAGAAGCAUAGAGCAGCUAUUCUGGAGAUCUGCGGGCUCGACGACCAGUUCAUCGAAGCUGUUCGCCCGUGUACGCCUCUCCAGCAGGGUAUGGUCUCCCAGUUCAUUGCCAAGGACGGGUCCGUCUAUUACAAUUACCUUCGUCUUCAAUUACAAAGCUCCGAUAUGGACAUUGCGAAGCUGAAGAAUGCUUGGGCAAAGACAAUGAUGCGUCACCCGAUACUGCGAAUCGGCUUCGUCCCGAUCAGGGAUGAACAAUACUCGUUUGCAAUGGUUCAGCACACAUCAAACUCAGUCCUCUUGCCGUGGUCAGAAGGAUAUGACGCUGAUUCUCAACUGGCUGCAGAGAGGCUGGGACAGCUACAGCGCAAGGCAUUAACCCACCUUCAUCAACCGAUGUGGGACCUCCGGGUCGUUGCCAGUGAUAAAGACCUCUUCCUCGAUCUAUCGAUUUUCCACGCACUGUUUGAUGCGCAUAGCUUGCAAUUGGUCUUCGAAGAUGUCGUUGCCGUCUACAAUAAUGAGUCACUGAAGGAGGCAUCCCCUCUCGACUCAGUACUCAGUGAACUUCUGCAGCUUAAUCAGAGUCAAACCGAGCCGACAGAGAGAUUCUGGUCUAACUUGGGGAAGAGAACAGUUCCAUCCCGCUUCCCAAAUAUGACACCUUUAAAGUAUGAACCGGCGUCUCCAGUAGUACUGACAAAAUCCUCGUCUAUGUCUGCUGCUGAAGUUGAAGAUGGCUGCCGCUUGGCGAAUGUCACGCUUCAAGCUGCUGGUAUAACUAGCUGGUCGUCUAUAUUGUCCGCAUAUACUGGAGAGCCUACAGUGACGAUUGGUGUCGUUCUGUCCGGUCGCACCUCGGAGACGGCGAACGAUGCUGCCCUCCCAUGCAUCAACACAGUACCGUUCCCAUGCACGAUAACCGAUGACAAAGCGGAAACGAUGAAAUCAGUCAUGGAACUCAACGCAGAUUUGCACCAGCAUCAGUUCACACCCCUCAGCAGGAUUCAGAAGCUGAUGGGUGUGUCGAACGAGUCUUUGUUCGACUCGUUGUUUGCCUUCCAGAAGAUCACAGGAGGAAGCCAGCAGAAUGAAUUGUGGACAGUCGCGGAAGAAAAGGCGACAACAGAAUAUCCGAUCUCGAUUGAGCUCGAGCUAAGAUCAGAUGUUCUGGAGUAUCGGUUGACCUACCUGCCACACAUCGUUCCGCCUGAACAGGCAGGGUUAAUCCUCCAACAGCUCGAUCAUGUUAUGAGGAGCUAUAUUGUCCCGAAAAACUCUCCCGUAACCAAAGCUCUCUUGGAUCAAUCGCUGUACUCCAUCACCCCAGCCAAGGAAUCGACCUUACCGUCUGAAGUACAGCUGCUGCACGAGUUCGUUGAGUUCACCGCCAACGUGCAUCCUGACCGCGCCGCUUUCGAGUUUGCGAGUUCAACACAGGCAGAUCAGCUUGCCAGUAAGUCAUGGACAUACCAUGAGCUUGAUGUGGAAGGCAACAGAAUUGCACAUCUGUUGCUGUCUCGCAACGUUCAGCAAGGUGGACUCGUUGGCGUGUGCUUCGAGAAGUGCCCAGAAGCGUCUUUUGCAAUGCUAGGCAUACUGAAGGCUGGCUGUGCGUUUGUCGCUAUCGAUCCAAGUGCACCAAGUGCACGUCAAGCCUUCAUCAUUGAAGACUCGGGCGCUCAGGUAGUACUCUCGAUGAGUGUACAGUCUGCGAAGUUCAAGGAGAACGUCAAGUUGCCAGUACUCGAUCUUGACAAGAUUGCUACCCGUGAUUUUGCCGCAACAAGGCCCCAGCUCAAGAGAAACGUCGACCCUCAAGAUCGCAGCUAUUGCCUGUACACCAGCGGCACUACCGGUACGCCUAAAGGAUGCGAGCUGACUCAUGAAAAUGCGGUACAGGCGAUGUUUGCUUUCCAACGACUGUUCGCUGGCCACUGGGAUGCAGAAUCACGCUGGUUGCAAUUCGCGUCCUUCCAUUUCGACGUCUCAGUGCUUGAGCAGUACUGGAGCUGGUCAGUCGGCAUCUGCGUUGUGUCAGCGCCGCGAGACCUUAUCUUCGAAGACAUCGCAAACUCCAUACGCACACUCAACAUUACACACAUCGACCUCACACCAAGCUUGGCUCAAAUACUACAUCCAGAUGAUGUGCCAAGCCUGUGCAAGGGUGUGUUCAUUACCGGAGGCGAGAGCCUGAAGCAGGAGAUUCUGGAUGUUUGGGGUCCGAAGAGCGUCAUCUACAACGGCUACGGACCUACCGAAGCCACGAUCGGCUGUACCAUGUACCCGCGCGUUCCAGCCAACGGCAAGCCUUCCAACAUUGGACCUCAGUUCGAUAAUGUGGGUUCAUACGUCCUCAAGCCUGGCACCGAUGUUCCUGUGCUUCGAGGUGGAGUUGGUGAGCUCUGUGUGUCUGGCAAGCUUGUCGGCAAAGGCUACCUGAACCGACCAGAGCUGACCAAAGAGCGAUUCGCUCACCUUGAUCGCUUUAACGAGAGGGUAUAUCGUACUGGAGAUCUGGUAAGGGUAUUGCACGAUGGCACUUUCGACUUCCUGGGUCGAGCAGACGACCAAGUUAAAUUGCGUGGCCAGCGACUCGAAAUUGGUGAGAUCAACUCUGUCAUAAGACAAUCGAGCAAAAACUUCACGGAUGUGGCGACACUGGUCCUCAAGCACCCUAAGCAACAGAAAGAGCAACUUGUUGCGUUCGUAGUCGUCGGUAUCAAAUCUCCUCGCGAACCCAAAGCACUCCUUGUCGAAGCUGCGAGACUAGGUGGAGCGAAGGAAGCAUGUCACGACAAGCUGCCGCCCUACAUGGUCCCAACGCACUUCGUUCCAUUGGCUUCGAUGCCUCUAAAUAUCAAUAACAAAGCCGAUGGAAAGCAACUGAGACAUAUCUAUGAGGCAUUAUCAAGCAAUGACCUGCAGCAGCUUUCAGUAACCUCAAGCGGAGCGGAGUCUCCUUGGUCAGAGCAUGAAAAGAGGCUCCGCCAUGUUCUAGCCGAGGCCUUAAGCAUUAGUGAGGAAGCUAUCGACAAGAACUCCAGCUUCUAUGAGCUCGGCAUGGACUCGAUAUCCGUCAUUGGAGUCUCCCGAGCUGUGAAGCAAGCAGGUUUCCCGCAACUUACUGCUGCCUUACUCCUGAGACAUGCCACCAUCGGUCGACUUUCCAAGGUGCUCUCUACGUCCCGUACGACUGCAGACAAUCGCGGCUCUCUCAUUGCCGCACAACAGACCAUUAGUGCUAUACAACACCGUUACCGACGUGUGGUCGCCCAAUCACUUGACGUAGAGACGCGAGACAUUGAAGCGCUCGCUCCUUGUACGCCCCUCCAACAAGGCAUGAUUGUACGGUACUUGAACAGUGAUGACGGCCUCUACUUCAGUACCUUCAAGUUCAAGCUUAACCGGGACAUUGUUGUCUCUCGCCUGCGCCGGGCUUGGAACGCAGUCUUCGAGGACACACAGGUCUUACGAACGGCAUUUGUGAACACAGACGAUGGUUACCUACAAGCUGUCCUACAGGGGGCUACGUUGCCUUGGAGCGAACAUAAUGUCGAGCGUGCUUCAAUAUCGGACUGCGUGCAGGACCUUCGGCAGAGCUGGCUUGAAGUGAACCGUGUCGAGCUCAGCAGACCAUUCGAACUUCAUCUUGUUGGUCCAUCAGGAGAUCAGCUGCUGGUUGUACACAUUUUCCAUGGGCUGUACGACGGCAACAGCAUUGAGCUGCUGUUCGAAGAAGUGCGGGAAACGUAUGAUGGUGGAGAGACCGAAGUAUCUAACGUCCCGACCUUCCAUGAAGCUCUUCCACAUGGCCCAUUGCGCAUUGCUGAAGGUGCAAAACAGUUCUGGGAGGGUCAUCUGAUAGAUCGCACCCCGAGAUCGCUUCCAUCAUUGACGCAAGAGCUGACCCAGGGCACCAUCGUGGUUACUCGAGACUUCGACUCGAUUCCAGCUUAUGAUACGACCAGAAGGAAACUUAAGGUCACAGCUCAAGCUAUUGCUCAAGCCUGUUGGAUGCAUGUACUGCAGGAGUAUGUACAGGUCCCAAUCAACACGGGCAUGGUAGUAUCUGGUCGAAGUCUCGAUCUCGAACGUGCUGACCACGUAAUCGGCCCAAUGUUCAAUACCAUUCCCUAUCAACACCACACUCAAGUCGGCGAUACCUGGGCCUCGAUCAUCGCCAGAGUACAUAACUUCAACACUGCAGCUGUCCCAUAUCAACAUACACCGUUGCGGGACAUCAUAAAAUGGUGCAAGAGAUGCCCCAACCAGCCACUCUUUGAUACACUGUUUGUCUAUCAGGUUGCGCAGACUGACAAGGACUGGUGGAGAAGUAACCCUAUAUGGACAUUGCUGGACGGUGAUGCGGUCGCAGAUUAUCCUUUGGCAAUCGAGAUCGAGCAGAAGAGCCAUGACAGGUUUUCGCUAACCUUGGUCACUCAAGGUCACAUUUCAAGCGCGACGACUUCGAAUAAACUCCUCGAUCGAUUCGAAGAAGCACUCACGAGUGCACUGGCGGACCCCUCGACUGUAUUGGAGACUUCGGUCAAACCGAGUGGCAGCAAUCCGAACGGCGUGGCAGCUGGACACUACAUCACAAACGGGGUGAAUGGCACAACAGAGUUUGACUGGACAGAGAACGCUAUCACAAUCAGGGAAGAGAUCGCCAAUCUUACUGGAGCAGAAGUGGUUAGAGUCAGUGAGUCAACAUCGAUCUUCGAACUGGGCCUCGACAGCAUCGAUGCAAUCAAGCUAUCAUCGCGACUCAGGAAGCGCGGCAUCAAUCUACCCGUCAGCGGUAUCAUGCGAGGCCUUACUAUCCAAAGCAUGGUCAACAACAUACAGAUCAACCAGACUAAUGGCACUCUUUCACAAGACAAGGGAGGGCUUGCCCACCGCAAAAGUGAAUUACGGCACUAUCUCGAGUCACACGCAGUAGACAUGGGCAAAGUCGACGAUGUCCUACCACUUACGCCACUGCAAGAAGCUAUGGUAGCGGAGAUGAUUGCUUCAGAUUAUGCGAGAUACUACAACUUCGAUGUUGCAGAACUGGCUGCAGACACCGAUGUUGACAGACUGCAUGAUGCAUGGCACAUGGUCAUCAAGUCCACACCCAUGUUGCGCACAGCAUUCAUCGAAGUCGAUGAUCCAAAGAUCGACGAAGCAUAUGCUCAGGUUGUCGUCAAGCAGAAGUCUCUGGAGCACUGUGUUAAACGACAAAAGUGCGACACAGUCGAAAAACCCAACGUCUCUGCUAUAUUUGAGGAUUUGCGUCGUGCAGCAGCACAGUCAAAUGCUCUGGAUCCGCCCUUCAAGAUCAAUUUUGUGGAGACGUCUGAACUCACGUACCAGGUCUUGUCGAUUGCCCAUGCUCUCUACGACGGCUGGUCAUUGGGUCUGCUGCAUGAUGCUGUCAGUGCGGCUUACCGUGGACAAUACACUCCCCCGCCCAGCUACGAAGCUACCUUGGCUGAGAUAUUAGCUGGGUCUGGACCAGACGCUGCGAGUUUCUGGAGAGACUACUUGAACGGAUUAAAGCCGAGUCUUUUUCCUCGCCGCAACCUUGGUGCCACGGAAAUAGGAACAGUCUUCCGCAAGGAGCGCGCCAGCGACAUAGGGCUAUCCUACAUUACGGUUUUCGCCAAGAACAGCAAGGUGUCACUACAAACGUUGGGCCAGACAACUUUCGCCCUCACAUUGGCAUCUUAUGUUGGCUCAUUGGACGUUACUUUUGGCUGCGUUCUCUCCGGCCGCGACGAUGAUGAAAAGUCUCAAUUACUCUUCCCGACUAUGAACACUGCUCCAAUCCGCACAGUGCUGCAUGGUUCCCGUCAGGAACUGCUACAGUACGUGCAAGAAAACUUCAUCAACAUCAAGCAGUGGCAGCACUACCCUCUACGGAAAGCUUCGGCCCUUGCAGGCGCGCAGGGCAGGCUCUUCAAUAGCCUGUUCAUCUACCAGAAGAGUGCGGAGCAAGACUCCAGCACAGAAAGGAAGCUUUACCAGAGCAUUGAAGCUCAAAGCGACGUCGAGUAUCCAGUCUGUGUAGAGAUGGAAGUCGUCAACGACACGCUGAUUUGGCGUUGCGCAGUCAAAGACGAGGUCAUGGACUUUGAGGGAUCUCGGGCGCUGCUUAACAAGUUGGACCAGGUGCUCUGCAAUAUCAUCCAAUCCCCUGAAGAACCAACUAUCAAUUCAACGCCACAAGGAACGUCAGUGUGUGGCUUGCCAGCGUUCAAAGAGGAGAGUUCGCAUAUGCUGGAGGUUGAGAACACAAAUGAGCAAUCGAGCCCUUCUAUCGACGCACCAUUGUCAGAAACAGCUACAAAGAUUCGAGAAGUACUGGCCUCAGUUGCUCAGGUUAAUGAGCAAGAUAUCGAGCCGGGCAUGUCAAUCUUUCACAUCGGCCUGGAUUCCAUCAGUGCUAUCAAGGUAUCCUCAAUCCUUCGCAAACAAGGCAUUGCUCUUAGUGUUGGCGAGAUGCUCAAGGCUGGCACUGUGGAAAUGAUGGCUGAGACAGCUGGAAAGCGCACGACGUUUCUUUCGAAUGGACAUACCGACUCGAGUGCUCUGAUCAAACAUGCAUUACGCGGACUUGAUCAAGACAAAGCCCUAAGCUGGGCCAGCAUCGAAGCUUCACAGGUCGAUCGAAUCUUACCUCUCACGGCUGGUCAGUUGUAUAUGCUCUCCAUGUGGCUCAAUACAAAGGGCGCCAAUUUCUACGCAGAGUUCACCUACCACCUAGAGGGCGCUGUGAGCUCUGAAGCGUUGCACAAGUUGUGGCAAGACCUCAUCACAGCGAACCCAGUACUCCGCACACACAUCGUUACAACUGGUCAAAGCGACUUACCAUACGUUCAAGUUGUGCUCAAGGAAGCGAAUCCUUCGCUGACCGACAUCACGGUCCAAGAUAAGGAAAGUGCAACACAGACCAUGAAUAAGACCGCAACGCAGCAGCCAUGGGUCCACCUCUUCGUCUCACGCACAGCAUCGGGUUGGAUGCUCAAGUUCAAGAUUCAUCACGCCUUAUACGAUGGGGUGAGCUUGCCGCUUCUGAUGCAGCAGCUUCUGAGUCUCUGCAACGGUGCUACGCCUUCUACACCAGGCCAUACAUUCGAUGAGUACGUAGCUGUGAGCCAUACUGCGUCUGCGCCAUCACAACGCAAAGCGUUCUGGACGCAGUACCUCGAAGGCAUCGAACCGCACUACAAUGCCAAAGCGGAGGUCUUCUCCAGCUCAAAGACAGAGAUCUUCAAGCCCGGCCUUCUGCAGGCAUCCAGCUUGGAGUCUAUCGCUCGCCAACACGGCAUCUCGACACACGCGCUCUUCCUCGCAGCUUACGCGAAACUUUACGCAGCGAAAGUAAGCCGAGCAAAAGGAGAAGAUGUGGUCAUCGGCAUCUAUCUCGCCAACCGGUCACUCCCCAUCGACAAUCUCUCCACGGCUGCGAUACCCACAGUCAAUCUUCUCCCUCUCCGCGUUCGGUUGCCGCUUAACACGUCCAUCAUUGAUGCAGCAACAGAGAUCCAACGUGACCUACAAGCCAUAGGCGAACCGGUGAACGCAACGACCAGUCUGUUCGAGAUCAGUGAGUGGACGGAUGUCAAGAUCGAUACGUUCGUCAACUUCCUCAGUCUGCCGGAUGCUGAUGACGAAGAUAUUGUGAAACGAGAUGAUGGGGUCAAAAUCACGCAGGAGGCUAGCUGGCAGGAGGCUGUCAGCAGGGUGACUGAACUCGAUCAUGGAGACUGGGAAGCCAUUAAGGAGAUGGUGGAUGAGCGUGUGAACGCGGCGUACCUUCACGCGAUUGACGUCGAAGCUACGGUUCGCAAUGGGAAACUGGAUGUUGGUGUAUUCGCAUUGACUGGCAUGCUGAGUUUGGAGGAUGGGGAGAAUUUGAUCGAGAAUCUAAAAUCAGAGUUGAACGACUUGGAUCGGGCGUAA